This is a messenger RNA of Penicillium malachiteum, 1974 nucleotides long. RefSeq names its product molybdopterin cofactor biosynthetic protein. The record is from RefSeq and is a predicted model, not a curated record. Gene Ontology annotation, biological process: Mo-molybdopterin cofactor biosynthetic process. NCBI's taxonomy places the organism in Eukaryota, Fungi, Ascomycota, Eurotiomycetes, Eurotiales, Aspergillaceae. The coding region runs from base 1 to 1974 and encodes 657 amino acids. The transcript is spliced from 2 exons. Gene Ontology annotation, molecular function: metal ion binding; GTP 3',8'-cyclase activity; 4 iron, 4 sulfur cluster binding.
AUGUUAUAUAGGCGAACACUCUCACGCCACCUCCGGCGGGGCUUUUCCACGCCGAGUCGGUGGCACAGCACCGGCUCUAUCGCGCCUUCCACAACCUCGACCGAACUCCCUCCACAACCUACGUCUACUUCCCGUGCCGCGAGCCUAAAAGAUGUGAAGCCCUUCUCCGAGUUCCUCACAGACACUUUCAACCGUCAACAUGACUACUUACGGAUCAGCGUCUCGGAAAGAUGCAACCUCCGCUGCGUAUACUGCAUGCCCGAAGAAGGAGUGGACUUAUCGCCACCAGCGCAUCUAUUGACAACCCCAGAAAUCGUCUACUUGUCCUCUCUCUUCGUUUCUCAGGGCGUUACAAAGAUUCGGUUGACCGGUGGCGAGCCAACUGUCAGAAAAGAUAUUGUUCCCUUGAUGCAACAGAUCGGGCAGCUACGACCAAACGGGCUUCGUGAGCUUUGCCUGACGACAAACGGGAUAUCCUUACAUCGAAAGCUUGAUCCCAUGGUGGAGGCGGGACUCACGGGCGUCAACCUCAGUCUGGACACACUGGAUCCCUUCCAGUUCCAAAUUAUGACGCGACGCAAGGGAUUCGAUGCCGUGAUGAAAAGCAUCGACCGAAUUCUGGAAAUGAACAAAGUUGGUGCUGGAAUCAAGUUGAAGAUUAAUUGCGUGGUGAUGCGCGGUAUGAACGAUCGCGAGAUCCUCCCGUUCGUCGAGCUGGGCCGUGAGAAACCCAUCGAGGUGCGCUUCAUCGAGUACAUGCCGUUUGAUGGGAAUAAGUGGAAUAAGAAGAAGAUGUUUUCCUAUCAAGAGAUGCUCGCCGUUAUUCGGGAGAAGUACCCCUCACUGGAAAAAGUGGUCGAUCAUAAGAACGAUACGAGCAAGACCUACCAAGUUCCCGGCUUUGAAGGCCGUGUCGGGUUCAUCACGAGCAUGACGCACAACUUCUGCGGUACUUGUAAUCGAUUACGUAUCACUGGCGAUGGUAAUCUCAAGGUUUGUCUAUUCGGGAACGCCGAGGUUUCGCUGCGUGAUAUUAUUCGCAACGAGAACAACGGGCAACCUAUCGAUGAAGCUGCCUUACAAGAUCUUCAAUUGCUCGAGCGGGUCCAAACAGCAGCCCGUCUCAGCGAUGAGGGUAAUCUGGUACAUGAGCGCGAGCGAGAAAUCUUGGAUAUAAUUGGGAUGGCCGUCAAGCGUAAGAAGGAAAAACAUGCUGGCAUGGGACAAUUGGAAAAUAUGAAAAAUCGACCUAUGAUUCUCAUUGAUAGUAACAAAUCCUCAUGGUCAUCAUUUAGCCCACGGGCAAGAAACACAAGAAUCCCUUUCCAUCUACUCACGCCUUCCGCGGGUCUAUACCAAACUCGGCUCUACCACACCGGACGCUCCAAGUCUGCAGCUGAGGAAUCCACACCCCAGAAACCCGGUCAUUCAAGCCCUCGGUCUCUUCCUACUGUAUCUGACUCUGAACUUCCGCACCUUACCCCCUCUCAGACCGUGCAUAUGACACAGAUCACCGAAAAACCGGAGACAAAACGACUUGCUACUGCCGCUUGCAUGGUCUCAUUCUCCAACUCUAAGCCUUGGGAGCUGCUACGAAAAGGGCAAGGAACACACAAAGGUGACGUUUUCAGCGUUGCUCGUAUUGCCGGUAUCAUGGCAGCCAAACGAACUCCAGACAUCGUUCCCUUGUGUCAUCCUGGGAUCGGAAUUACUGGAGUCGAGGUUAGCGUGGAACUGGUCGAGCCAGAUCCUGACAGUGGAGAAAAGUAUGGUGCUAUGGAGAUUAUCGCCACCGUCAGUUGUUUUGGUCGCACGGGAGUCGAGAUGGAGGCUAUGACGGCUACUAUGGGAUCUGCACUGACUGUGUAUGAUAUGCUGAAGGCAGUUGACAAAGGAAUGGUCAUUGGCAAUGUACGACUGAUAGAAAAGCAAGGUGGAAAAAGUGGUCAUUGGGUACGAGAAGAGCAAGUCUAA